CUUACCACGUUUGAUCGAUAACCGAACCGGAAGGAAUCACUCUAGCAACCGGGUAGUCUGUUUAUCACUGACGCCAGUUUGUGUCAUUGCCACUGUGAAAGCGGAAAUCGGUUUAAAACCUGUUGUGAAAUCAUGAAUCCUGAGGAACAUCCAACUUCCAACUUCAGCGUACAGGCUGAUGAGUUCAAUGCCUCGAUCGUCGAUCAAUCGGGGGUUCUGGAGAAGGAUCAUCCGUUGCUGGAUAGAUUCCAAUCUGCACUCAAGGCUCAUUUGCUCCGAGUGAAGGACCAACUGGAGGAGGAAAUUGCUGAGUUGGAUCACCGUCUGGAGCGAAAUGAGAAAGAGUCUGAAGAGGUAGGAUCCCGGCUGUACGAUCUGCAGGAGGAGAUCGAUAACCAAAAGGAACUACUGGAUAUCUACAACAAGGAAAUCAUGGAAGUGUCGGGAAGAAGACAAGUUGCCGAACAAGCGGCAGCGGAGUACAAGAAAGAGCAUGAUGAUGAAAAUCGCAAGUUUAAGGAGUUUAAGAAGAUCUACAACGAGCACCUGCAGGAGUUGGACAAUUUGGCGGCUCUUGAGGGUGAAUUCUCCAAGUGGGACAAGGAGAUAAAGGAUGAGAUCGCACUUGCCAAGAGGGUUACCAGUAAGGAUGCGAAGGAUCAACUUGCUGCGGCGGAGGAGAAGCGUAAAAAGGACUUGUUGGUGUUCAAUUUGGACGCGGAAGUUCGCAGGAAGGAACAGGAGUUGGAAGGCAUUGAGGAGCAGAUCAAAGAGCAGGAAAGUGCCACGGAACUUAUAAAUAGGAGUUUGGCGGAUGCCAAUUCCGACUUGGAAGGGUUGCAGCAUGAACACAAGAGACUGUUUCAAUCUUGGGGAGAGGUCAUAGUGGCCAUCCAGCAAAGGGACAGGGUUUUAUCCAAAACAAAAGAUGAUUUAGAGGGUGUUUACGAAGAGCAUAAAGUAAUCAAGAGUAAGACUGACAUCACAAAAAAGUCCGCUGCAAAGGAGAUGGAACAAAACGAAAAACUAUCAGGAUUCAAAUCCAGGAUCCAAGGAGAUAUUCACGUGCUGGAGAAACAAGUUAACAAAGAACAAGAGGAAGAGGAUAAGCUGUCACGUGAGUUGGAUCAUUACGCGCUGAUUUUGGAGCAAACCGAGGCGGACAUGCUGAAGGCUCAACAGGAGGGUCUGUUGAUCGAGAACCACUUGAAAUCGUUGCGUCAAACGCUAAACAGGCAGCAUCAGAAAAAGUUUGAGCUGGAGGAGCAAAUUCUGGAGCUUUUGCAGGAUCAGCUCACUACUGAUAAGGCCGGGGAAGCUCAAGGAAAGACACUGAGAGAAGCACAGGAUAAACGACGGGAGCUGGAGAUAGCAAUGUCCGAUACGGAGAAUCAGUUGUCGAUUGUUCUGCUGGAUCUGGAAAAGUGGCGUGGAGUUGUUGAAAGAUCCAAAGGAGAAGUGCAGAAGAUAAAGACUGAGCACGAUUCAUUGGAUGCUGAAGCUAUGAAAUACGAUGAGGAGAUAAAGGUGAUCAAAGAGAUCAUUUCCGCAAAAUUACGCCGGUUGGAUGGACUGAAUCGUCAAUUGGAGCAGUUGAUCACACUGGCUGGAGGUCAAGAGCUGAACCCGGAUGAGCUGAAGCUGCUGGACGUGCAACAUGACAUAAUGGAGCUGGAUACGAAGAUAAAGGAGGCUCAGGAGACUUGGAUAAAGCUCCAGAACAGCGUCGUAAGUCUCUCGGAGAAGCGUGUUCAACAGUUGAAUGAGAUCAACUAUUCCAGGAAGAAGCUUCUGCUGGUUGAACAGAAAGCCAUCAAGAUCGAAGCUCGACUGGAGGAAGUCGUCAACGAGAACCGUGAAAUUGUACGCUCGCUGUCGGCUCUCAAUUCCCGACUGGACGCUGUCAGCCUGGAGCUGUUCAAGACUAAGAAAGUGCACCAGAAGGAAGAGAUGGAAUGUGAGAUAUCUCACCAGCAGACAACGGACCGUUUAAAGGAUGCCGAGAUGUCCAUCCUCAACCUGGAGCAAGAUUUGAAUGAUCUAGGUAAAGAAAUCGAAGAGUGCAAGCAGGAGGUGCUGGAGAAGCAUCGGGAAGCUCUUUCUUGGGAGACUAAGUACAAAAUGUCCGCUGAAGCAAAGAAGUUCAAGGAAGAGGAGUCCGCUCAGAAUAGCGAAAUUGGAAUAAUGAAAGCCGAGAUUCAUCGGAUGCAAGUACGUUACGUUCAUCUCAAGCGAAUGCAAGAGAAGCUGGUAACGGACUUGGAGAACACGGUGCAUCACAGAGAGCACAUUUACGAUACGGUAAACGCAAGGGAGAAGGUCUAUGGCAGCAAGUUCAAGUCACGCUCCACCAUGCAGCAUAAGAUCAAUGAGUUGAAAAAUAAGUUGAAGGUUGUUUUCGGGGAGAUAUCGGAUGCGGAGAAGAACUUGAUUGAAAUUGAUACGGCACAAAAACUUCUGCAAGCGGAAAUUGAAAAUAAGAAGCAACAGAUGGAGGAAGAGAGGAUUCAGACUAGCUUGAUAAGGUCUGAGGUGGAACAAGCAACGUUGUUGAAGCAAGACAACUUGGACUACAUCGUUCGCCAUCAGUAUCGUGCCAGACGUUACAGGGCCUUUGCCAGUGCAAUUCAUUUGCCGAAAUUCCGCAAUGAAAUACUGAUUCAAGCAGAUCUUCAACGUCAACGGGAGAUCAAUGAAACGAUUGUCGGAAUCGUUGAAAAUCUUCUCCUGGAUUUUCCCGGCCAAAAAUUCAACCUUACCAAAAUUAUGCAAACGCUGAAGUAAUGUUCUUCAAAUUUUUAAAAA
Ochlerotatus camptorhynchus is the source of this 2805-nucleotide messenger RNA. Its product is annotated as coiled-coil domain-containing protein 40-like. The record is from RefSeq and is a predicted model, not a curated record. Bases 133 to 2784 code for a protein of 883 amino acids. Lineage: Eukaryota; Metazoa; Arthropoda; Insecta; Diptera; Culicidae. Gene Ontology annotation, biological process: axoneme assembly. Gene Ontology annotation, cellular component: cytoplasm. The transcript is spliced from 6 exons.